AUGUGCUGUGUUGUAUGCCUCGUGCCUCGCAUCGAGAGUGGAGGUCCUCCGGGUGUUGGCAAAACUUACACAGUUGAGGCUAUCUCUGAGUGGUUGCACCGGCCGCUCCUCGCGCUCACAGUGGCUGAUAUCGGCACAAUCGAGACACUAGUCGAAAGCCACCUCAUGAAAUGGUUUAAUCUCGCGGAAGCCUGGAAUGCAGUGCUCCUCGUUGAUGAAGCAGAUAUUUUUCGUCAACGACGUCAGAAUCGAGACCUCGCCCGAAACGGAUUGAUUGAUGAUGCCUUCAUUUCACGUGUCCAUGUCGCAAUCGGGUACCAGUCUCUCAAUGAAGAAACGGGGCGGAAGGUCUGGAACGGCUUUUUCCGGAAGCUGGUGUGCGACCGCGCGGGUAAGAUCCAGAUCACACCCGAUGCGAAGAAGUGGGUUCUCGAUACCACCAACGAGACACAACUGAACGGGCGCGAUAUCCGCAAUGCACUACAGACGGCUAUCACGCUGGCGGAGUUCGGGAGGGAUCCGGAAUACAAUGAGUCACUGGGGACGAUUGUCACUAAAGCGCACUUCCAGGCUAGAGAUGUCUAA
Molecule: messenger RNA, 585 nt
Organism: Penicillium verrucosum
Lineage: Eukaryota; Fungi; Ascomycota; Eurotiomycetes; Eurotiales; Aspergillaceae
Exons: 4
Coding region: 1-585 (194 amino acids)
Molecular function (GO): ATP hydrolysis activity; ATP binding
Source: RefSeq, a predicted model, not a curated record